AUGUCUCUCGUUAGUAGGGUUCAUCUGCCCGUAAGGAAGUGGGUGGCCCGACUGACCAGCCACUUCGCCAGCACCGAUCAACUCUGUCGCUGCUUGAGGGAGGCCGUUCGGCCCGAGCCCGCCAUUGUGCGGCAGAGUCAUGGCCCGCCUGUGACCCAACGCUCUCGGCGAGUUCGAAGUCGAAGAAACCGAACCCGACCCAUCGAACGCCCCUCGGAUCGAACCGACCCUUCCCAGACCCUCCGGGGAAGCAUUGCGCAGCUGGGCGGCGGAACCAGGGGAUUCUGCGCGCGUCGAGAAGAUCGAAGGGUUCACCUUGCCGGGCGAGUGUUGCAGAUGAUCAAAAGACCGAGUUGGUGAUGCAGGUGAGUGAGGAAGGGGCAUCCAUGUCGGCGACGUUCGUGUCGGGGAUCCGCUCAUCCGCGUCGACGAGUAUUGGCUCGGCGACGAUGUCCCGUUGCCGAAAACCUGACUUGGCGAGGAGCGGCCCAGCCCUGACUGAGAUGAGAGAGGCUCGUCUUCACUACGACCCAUCAACCCCACGCGGCUACUCGGACUCUUGUGCAUCGUCUUGGUGUCGAGACUCAUCGUUGCGCGAUGUCCUGCGCUCCAAGGGGAGCCGCCGGUGGCCGACCCGCUUCGGCCGAGACUCGUCGGCGUUCCUCUAA
Molecule: messenger RNA, 668 nt
Organism: Microbotryum saponariae
Lineage: Eukaryota; Fungi; Basidiomycota; Microbotryomycetes; Microbotryales; Microbotryaceae
Source: the annotation of a GenBank genome assembly